Messenger RNA from Oryzias melastigma (Indian medaka), 5403 nucleotides. It is a transcript of the gene rad54l2, whose product is annotated as RAD54 like 2. The transcript has 22 exons. Lineage: Eukaryota; Metazoa; Chordata; Actinopteri; Beloniformes; Adrianichthyidae. The coding region runs from base 224 to 4711 and encodes 1495 amino acids. Gene Ontology annotation, cellular component: nucleus. The record is from RefSeq and is a predicted model, not a curated record. Gene Ontology annotation, molecular function: ATP binding; ATP-dependent chromatin remodeler activity; ATP hydrolysis activity.
GCAGGAACUUUAGGUUGGGUUUUCUCUACGGGGACAUCAUUUAUGGUCACACUAGGGGAAAAUGGAAAUAAGCAACGUUUAUCAGUUCAUUUAAACAGUAUUGUAUAAACCGAUUGAAGUGUCCCUGUACCUGCUAGCGUACCUACUCAUUGAACAGUGCACCAUCCAGAAGUGCUUCUGAUGAAGGCGUUUAGGUAAUUGUUUUAAAACUCUGCAAGACAACAUGUCUGAAGAGGCAUUAUCAGAUAGUGACCUGGAGGCCAGCAUCGACAGUGAAGGGGAUUAUUUGGAAAAUAUGGAAGAGGAGGAUGAUGAGGAGGAAAUGGAUGAAGAUGAAAACGAUGGAGAUGAUGAGGAUGAGAGUGUUGAUCGACCUGGAAGCAACCAGAGCCAAACGGAAGAGGCUCAAGAUGAAAAGGAAUCUGCUACCUCCGGAGAUCCUUCUUCUCGGCCUGCGUCGGGCUCAUCUUCCAGGGCUCCCUCCAGACCUGCGUCGCGUUCUCAGUCUGCAGCGAGUCCCGAGAACUCCAGUCGGAACAAACCAUCCAUCACAAAAACAAAGAAACAUAAAGCCUCUAAAUUAUCCAAACCUGCAAAAGGUUCCAAACCUCCCAAGCAAUCCAAGCCUGCACACAUGAGGAAAAAUAUCAGGAAGCUGCUCCAAGAAGAUCAGCUUGAGGCUGGAACCAAGGCAGCUCAGCAGGAAGAGAUGGAGCGACGGAAACGACUGGAGCAGCAAAGAAAAGAUUUUCCUACUCUGACUCCAGCUGUUCCCGACGCUCAGCUAGUGGACGCAGCAGCGUUAUUAGGCGACGUAUCCCAUUUGGUCCCCGCCAUACUUGGCCAGCAGGACAUCAUCUGUUUGGACAGCAGUGGUGAGGAAGACGAAAAAGAGGAGCCAAAGUUGCCUCCGCUUGCCAUCAGAGAUGAUGUAAUUGAGCUCAGCUCAGGAGAUGAAGACACCCUGCACAUAAGCAGUGAGUCGGCUGACGACGACGCCGAUGGCGUCCCCGGCUCGGAGGAAAGCAGCGGCGCACACAUCAACGAUGCGCUCAACCUGCCGGAUGCUCAGGGUCGGGUGUUGGUUAACAUAAACCACCCUGCAGAAGAGAAGGACAUUUUUCUUGCCCCACAGCUGGCGAGGGCUGUAAAGCCUCACCAGAUUGGUGGAAUCCGGUUUCUCUACGACAACCUGAUCGAGUCUCUAGAGAGGUACAAAACCAGCAGCGGCUUCGGCUGCAUCCUCGCUCACAGCAUGGGGCUGGGCAAGACGCUCCAGGUCAUCUCCUUCAUCGACAUCCUGCUGAGGAACACGGAAGCCCACACCGUGCUGGCCAUCGUCCCUGUGAACACGCUUCAGAACUGGCUGACAGAAUUCAACCUCUGGCUUCCUCCUGCUGAGGCUCUUCCUCCCGACACCGAUCCUUCGCUCGCUCUGCCUCGCACAUUCAAAGUUCACGUUCUCAACGAUGAGCACAAAACUACAGUUGCCAGGGCGAAAGUGGUGGAGGAGUGGUCUAGAGACGGAGGCGUGCUGCUGAUGGGGUACGAGAUGUACCGCCUGCUCUCCAUGAAGAAGAGUUUUGUGAUGGGGAAGAAGAGGAAGUCGAAGAAACCUGCUGGACCCGUCAUCAUUGACCUCGAUGAGGAGGACCGACAGCAGGAACUCAUGAAAGGUAUUGAAAAGGCCAUAGCGCGGCCCGGUCCGGAUGUGGUGAUCUGUGAUGAGGGCCACCGCAUCAAAAACUACCACGCCAGCACCUCCCAGGCCCUGAAGAACAUCCGCUCUCGGCGCCGCGUGGUGUUGACCGGUUAUCCGCUGCAGAACAACCUCAUCGAGUACUGGUGCAUGGUGGACUUUGUCCGGCCCGACUUCUUAGGAACACGGCAGGAGUUCAGCAACAUGUUUGAGCGGCCCAUCCUCAACGGUCAGUGCGUGGACAGCACGCCUCAAGACUUACGCCUGAUGCGCUACCGCAGCCACGUGCUGCACAGCCUGCUGGAGGGCUUCGUUCAGAGACGAGGCCACGAUGUGCUGAGAGACCAGCUGCCAUCCAAAGACGAGCACGUCAUUUUGGUGCGGCUGUCUGCUGUCCAGAGGGCGCUGUACACCGAGUUCAUGAAGCGUUUUCGAGAAGCGGGGAACAGCGGCUGGCUCGGUCUAAACCCGCUCAAAGCCUUCUGCGUGUGCUGCAAGAUCUGGAAUCACCCCGACGUCCUCUAUGAGGCCUUACAGAAGGAGAACCAGGCCAACGAGCAAGACCUGGACCUUGAUGACAUCACUACGGCGGGUAACGCCCGCUGCCCCGCACCCAGUUCUGGCCUAAAGGCCAAAGUGACCGACUCGAGUAACAGCAAAGUCAACAGCAGCCUUCCACCACUCAACGCCUCGCAGGACAGAACCAACCAAGUCAUUACAUAUGAAUGGGCAAAAGACAUCAUGUCCAACUACAAGAUGGGAGUUCUGGAGAAUUCUGCCAAAAUGUUGCUGCUCUUCUAUAUCAUCGAUGAAAGCGUCAAGAAAAGAGACAAAAUUUUGGUCUUUAGCCAAAGUUUGUCUACGCUGACGGUCAUUGAGGACUUCUUAUCAAAGAGACCGAUGCCUCAAACGGUCAGCUCCUCUGACGGCCAGAACCAGAACCAGAACUGGGUUCGCAACCUCAACUACUACAGAUUGGAUGGGAGCACCUCCGCCUCGGAGAGAGAACGCCUCAUAAACCAGUUUAACGAUCCAGAGAACAACAAAACCUGGGUCUUCCUGCUCUCCACCAGAGCGGGCUGCUUGGGGGUAAAUCUGAUCGGGGCCAAUCGCGUCGUGGUCUUCGAUGCUUCCUGGAACCCCUGUCACGACGCCCAGGCUGUGUGCCGCGUGUACCGCUACGGCCAGGUCAAACGCUGCUACAUCUACCGGCUCGUCUGUGACUUCACCCUGGAGAAGAAGAUCUACGACAGACAGGUCUCCAAGCAGGGCAUGUCUGAUCGCGUCGUGGAUGAUUUGAAUCCGGUGCUGAACUUCACUCGGAAGGAGGUGGAGUCUCUGCUGCACUUCGUAGAGGAGGAGCCGGAAUCGGAGAAAGUCUCUCUGGAAUCCCGGAAUGAUUAUGAAGAAGUGAUGUUCAACGCUUGUCGGCUCUACCCAAACCUCAUCACAAAGCCUCCUUUCCACCAUGAAUCUCUGCUUGUGGACCGUAAGGAAUCCAAACUGACUAAAGCUGAGAAAAGAGCUGCAAAGAAGAGCUACGAAGACGAGAAGCGAGCGUCCGUGCCGUACUCUCGGCCGUCCUACGCUCCCUAUUACCCAACCAACGACUUCACGCUCGCUAGCAUUGCUGCGUUUAACCAGCGGGGCUGGCACCACCUGUCGAGGCCUGAUGACAAACCAGUGGCGAGCGUCCGGCCCAUCCAGUCAACUCCGAUUCCCAUGAUGCCUCGGCAAGCCGGCAUGGGCAUGGCUGGCUCCAGCUCUGCCGGCAGCCUCCCCGUCAACUUCCUGCAGAAAGCUGGAGUUUACGUGCAGAGGAUUGUCACCACGACAGAUAUUGUAAUUCCAGGAGCUAACAGCACAACGGAUGUUCAAGCUCGCAUCAGUGCUGGGGAGGUCAUCCAUAUCAUUAGAGGGUCUAAAGGUACCUACAUCAGGACAAACGAUGGAAGAAUUUUUGCCAUCCGCUCGGGGAAGAUCAGCCGACCUGUCACCACAGGGUCCACUGUUCCAGGAGAAGCUCAGGGCCCGCUGCUCCAUCCCGUCAGUAACGGCUGUUCUUCACCUGUGGACCAACAGCGCCGCUCCCCGCUCAGCGACCAGCGCUCGUCCUCUCCACUCAGCUCAGAGAUUCUCCGAGAGAUCAGCCGCUACUCUCUGUCUGCGGACGACGCCCCUGGUGGCGCUGAAACCGCCUCGCAGUCGUUGUCUGAUGCGGCGUUGACGCCGGCCGCUGACGGAGACAAUCCCCAGAGUGGCGAGCGCAGCCGCCAGCUGAGCGACGACCUGCUGCGCUCGGCGCUGGAGAUGCGGGGGAGCAAACGCAAACGCGAGGAAGGUCCGGGGAUCACGCAGAUGCAGGACAAACCCAGCUCCGCUGCAGCCCAGUUCCCAGGAAUGUCCAUGAGCUCCAGCGGCCUCAGCUUCCCCCCCGUGGGUUUGAACUCCUCCUCCUUACUGGGCCACAUGAGUCACCAGCUGCUAAUGGCGGGCGGCGGCGGCGGAUCGUCAUUCCUUCAGAGGCCGGGGCAAACGAUGGCGGACCUGCAGACUAUGUUUCCCUCGCCGAGCACAGACCUUCUGAGGCAGCCCCCCACAGGAAACGGGCAUCUUCCUCCUCCCUCCUCAUCCUCUGCCUUUUCCUCCGCCGCAACCACCAUUCCAAUGUCAUCCGCGCCCCCAGCGGCGACUUCCUCCUCCUUCCCGUCGGCCUCUCUCCCGCCAUACCUAAUGAACCCGAACAUGGCGGGGCUGCUCACGUCCCGCUUCCCUCUAACUUACAGCCAGUCGUUGCUCUCGGAGCCGAGGAUGUUCCCCGGGACGCUCCUCCCAGGAAGCGGGGGGUUCUCUGCUUCUAACUCCAGCUCCGCCUCCAGCUUCCUCCCCCCUUUCAACAACCCCACUUCCAGCCUUCUGGGGGCGGCGCUCACUCAACCAGACAGAUAUCCCGGCGCGGUAAACGGAGGGGACAGUUCGGAUGAUGACGUCAUAGAGGUGACUGGACAGUAGAGCCCCAAACGUCCCACAUCGUGCGUUUACCACAAAUCCAUGAGGUUUAGGAAUCAACCGGACGUGGUUUGUUACAUUUCAUCACAGUACCUCACCAAAUGUCUCCAACCAUUACUAUUUUUUCAUAUUAAUAAAGAAAAACACAAAUUCAUUCUCAGGACUUUAGGUUUGCUAAUUCUGAAAUUACAAACAAGUAGAGUUUAUUAAAGUCUCAUGGUGUGGAUUUUUCAGUUUUUUUUUAACAUUUAAGCUUCAGUCAGUAGCUGAAGCAAACCACACUUGCAAAAAAAAAAAAAAAAAAUCCCCAAAGCAGCGUGGACUCUCACCUGUAACCCUACCUUAGUAACUCUAACAAAAAAACAAAAUCCUGAUGCUGAAAAUCCCAGAGGAGUUGGAGCUGCAGAGCUUUGUUUCUCCUCCUGAUUCAUCUUCACAUCUAGUGUCAGCCAAUCACAAUCCAGAUGGAAAGGAGGGAUUAAAAACUGUUGGUUAUGUUGCGAAACAUUUCGUGGGCGUUGCCGUCAUUCGUCGCACUAAUCUCGGAAAGUAGACCAUUGAGUUUUAGUAGAAAUCUGAACACUACCAUGAAUAGCAGCUCUGGCGACAUAUUUAGAAAAAAAAAAAACUUUUAAAAUGUAGGCAUAUUUUAGUAUUUAGCAGUUUGAUAGACAUUGUAGCAUCCCCUGUUGAGA